UGUCUCCCCGCCCCGCGGUGCUCACGACCGUAUCGGCAACGAGAGACAGAGACGGAGCGGGGCGGCUCUAGUCUUCUUCCUCUUCGUCCUGCCUCCAUCCGGCCGGAAAAUCCCGUCCCUCUCCAGUCUGGGACUCUGUAUGGAGACCUCGCCCUCGGCUCCGCCCAAUGCCGCCACCCCGCCGUCGCCGGCGCCGGAGCCGCGGCGGCUGCCGGACUUCCUGCAGUCGGUGCGGCUCAAGUACGUGAAGCUGGGGUACCACCACCACCUGAUCUCCCACGGCAAGUACCUGCUGCUCUCCCCUCUCAUGGCGCUGGCAGCCGUGCAGCUCUCCACCGUGUCCCCCGGCGCCCUGUGGCUGCAGCUCCGCUUCAUCAACCUCCUCUCCUUGCUCGCCUGCUCCACGCUCCUCUUCUCCCUCUCCACCGCCUACUUCCUCACCCGGCCGCGCCCCGUCUACCUCCUCGACUUCGCCUGCUACAAGCCGGAACCCGAGCGCCGGUGCACCCGCCGCACCUUCAUGCGCUGCUCCGAGGCCACGGGCGUCUUCAACGCCGCCAACCUCGACUUCCAGCGCAAGAUCCUCGAGCGCUCCGGGCUCGGCGAGCACACGUACCUGCCCCCCGCCGUGCUCCGUGUCCCCCCCAACCCGUCCAUGGCCGAGGCCCGGAAGGAGGCGCGCGCCGUCAUGCUCGGCGCCAUCGACCAGCUGCUGGAGAAGACCGGCGUCCGGCCCAAGGACAUCGGCAUCCUCGUCGUCAACUGCAGCCUGUUCAACCCGACCCCGUCGCUCUCCGCCAUGGUGGUGAACCAUUACAAGCUCAGGAGCAACGUCGCGAGCUACAACCUCGGCGGGAUGGGGUGCGGCGCCGGGCUGCUGUCGGUGGAUCUCGCCAAGGAUCUGCUCCAGGUGCGCCCGGACUCGUACGCGCUGGUGGUCAGCAUGGAGAACAUCACCCUGAAUUGGUACUUCGGGAACGACCGCUCGAUGCUGGUCUCCAACUGCCUGUUCCGGAUGGGCGGCGCGGCCAUCCUGCUGUCGAACCGGCAGGCCGACCGGCGGCGGCUGGCGAAAUACGAGCUCGUGCACACCGUGCGCACGCACAAGGGCGCCGAUGACAGGUGCUUCGGCUGCGUGACGCAGGAGGAAGACGAGGCCGGCAAGGUCGGCGUGUCGCUCUCCAAGGACCUCAUGGCGGUGGCCGGGGACGCGCUCAAGACGAACAUCACGACGCUGGGGCCGCUCGUGCUCCCGUUCUCGGAGCAGCUGCUCUUCAUGGCCACGCUGGCGGCCAAGAAGCUGCUCAAGGUGAAGAGGAUGAAGCCGUACAUCCCGGACUUCAAGCUGGCCUUCGAGCACCUGUGCAUCCACGCCGGCGGCCGCGCCGUGCUGGACGAGCUGGAGAAGAACCUGGAGCUCACGGAGUGGCACAUGGAGCCGUCCAGGAUGACGCUCUACCGAUUCGGCAAUACGUCGAGCAGCUCGCUGUGGUACGAGCUGGCCUACAGCGAGGCCAAGGGCAGGAUCAGCAGGGGGGACAGGGUCUGGCAGAUCGCCUUCGGGUCCGGGUUCAAGUGCAACAGCGCCGUCUGGAAGGCGCUGCGCACGGUGAACCCGGCCGAGGAGAAGAACCCCUGGAUGGACGAGAUCGACGACUUCCCCGUGGAAGUCCCCAAGAUUUCAAAGGUUGGGAACGCAUGAAGUUUGUCUCUGGUGACUGAUCACUGAUCAGCACUGCCAGAUCAGCAGGAAGUUUCUUCAUCUUAUUUGAGUUCUUGUUUUCAGUUGUAGCAUCUGGGGUUGGGUUGGCCGGUUGGGGACCUAGACGUUAGUAGUUGAUCUAUCUGAUCUAUUAUUAUAUAUUAAAAGUA
Molecule: messenger RNA, 1872 nt
Organism: Brachypodium distachyon (stiff brome)
Lineage: Eukaryota; Viridiplantae; Streptophyta; Magnoliopsida; Poales; Poaceae
Product: 3-ketoacyl-CoA synthase 11
Exons: 2
Coding region: 140-1702 (520 amino acids)
Biological process (GO): fatty acid biosynthetic process
Cellular component (GO): membrane
Molecular function (GO): acyltransferase activity, transferring groups other than amino-acyl groups
Source: RefSeq, a predicted model, not a curated record